AUGUGGCUGCCAUUUCGCAUAGUCUUUUUAAGAAGCCAGACAGUUUGCAGAAGAAGCUUUGCUACUGCUAACGUUUCUCUCUUCAGUCAUUCAGCUGGACUUGCAGCACAGCCAUGCAAGGCUCUUCUGUACCGAAAACAUGGAAACCCUUCUCAAGUCGUUCAGUUAGAAGAUGUAGAUCUGCCCCCCAUGGGUGCGAAGGAUGUCCUGGUUAAAAUGCUGGCAGCUCCAAUCAACCCAUCUGACAUUAACAUGAUUCAAGGUACUUAUGCUAUCCUGCCUGACCUCCCAGCAGUUGGGGGCAACGAAGGAGUGGCCGGGGUCAUAGAGGUGGGUUGCCAGGUGAAGUCCCUCAAAACAGGAGACUGGGUCAUUCCAAAAGAUGCUGGUCUAGGGACGUGGAGGACAGAGGCAGUUCUAGCAGAGGAUGAUGUCAUCUCGCUGUCGAAUGACAUUCCCUUGUUGUCUGCUGCCACACUGGGGGUGAAUCCCUGCACUGCCUUCAGGAUGCUCUCUGACUUUGAAGAUCUCAAGCCAGGGGAUUCUGUGAUCCAGAAUGCAGCCAACAGUGGAGUUGGGCAGGCUGUAAUACAGAUUGCUGCUGCGAGGGGAAUAAACACUAUCAACGUCGUGAGAGACAGGCCAGAGUUCACACAGCUCAGUGAUAGGCUGAAGGCCAUGGGAGGAACUCAUGUGAUCAAAGAAGAGGCACUGAGGCGGCCUGAGAUGAAGGAACUGUUCAAGACCUGUCCAAAGCCUAAACUGGCACUGAAUGGAGUCGGAGGCAAGAGCGCAACAGAACUGCUACGUCAUCUGCAGUUUGGAGGAUCUAUGGUGACAUAUGGAGGGAUGGCCAAACAGCCAGUUACUGUCCCUGUGAGUGCUCUUAUUUUCAAGGAUGUGAAGGUUCGGGGAUUUUGGGUCACACAGUGGAAGAGAGAUCACUCAAGCGAUGGGAGGGCAUUCAGAGCCAUGCUGGAUGAACUGUGCCACCUCAUUAAGCAGGGAAAGCUGACAGCUCCUGCCUGCACCGAGGUGGGCCUCCGAGACUACAACAAAGCUCUGGACACAGCUAUGCAGCCUUUCACCUCAGCUAAACAGGUCCUGAUCAUGUGAACAGACUCAUCGACUAAUCAAUACACUGUCAUGACCAAAGUGUAUGAACUCAAUUGUAACCCCAGGACUGCCACAUUAUUGUUUAUGUGUCAAAUACACUGCUCAAGCACAUACUCAAUAAAUGUGUCUUCACAGCAGGUGCAAAGUCCAGCAUCUGUCACAUUAUUACAUUUCAAUUCCCCUACAUUUACUGACGGUAAUUUAAAUAGUCAUUGAAUCUUUAUAUGGUGAUAUGGGAUAACAGGAAGCAUUACAGAACCCAGAUAAUGUGGCUUUAUCUGAUAUGUUUAGUAACAAGUUGAAUUGUUUUUAAGUUAUAUAGGCAUGAGUCAGUGCAAUUUGAUAUUAAUCAACAGAUUUACAGUUGCGAUAAUACUGAUACUCACGGUGUAUUGAUUCUUGCUGUAUAAAUAACAUUCAACCAACCAA
Perca fluviatilis (European perch) is the source of this 1545-nucleotide messenger RNA. It is a transcript of the gene mecr, whose product is annotated as mitochondrial trans-2-enoyl-CoA reductase. The record is from RefSeq and is a predicted model, not a curated record. NCBI's taxonomy places the organism in Eukaryota, Metazoa, Chordata, Actinopteri, Perciformes, Percidae. Bases 1 to 1116 code for a protein of 371 amino acids. Gene Ontology annotation, molecular function: trans-2-enoyl-CoA reductase (NADPH) activity. The transcript has 10 exons. Gene Ontology annotation, biological process: fatty acid metabolic process. Gene Ontology annotation, cellular component: mitochondrion.